Messenger RNA from Xenopus laevis (African clawed frog), 1283 nucleotides. It is a transcript of the gene krasl.L, whose product is annotated as kirsten rat sarcoma viral oncogene homolog L homeolog. Gene Ontology annotation, cellular component: membrane; plasma membrane. Gene Ontology annotation, biological process: signal transduction. Gene Ontology annotation, molecular function: GTP binding; GTPase activity; G protein activity. The record is from RefSeq and is marked provisional. Lineage: Eukaryota; Metazoa; Chordata; Amphibia; Anura; Pipidae.
GGUGUCAGCUCUGCGGGAGGAGAGAUCCAGUGUUACAGAAUGGGAGUUCCUGAGGCGCUGUGACUAAUCCCCCCCACCCCCGCAUAUUGGGGAAAUCCACCGGCGGGCAGAAAGCCAGAGGGAGAACUAAGGGGGGCCAAACCAAAGGAAAACGCAGGAGCCAAAGCCUCCAGAAACACAGGGAUCCGUGACGAGCCCGAGUCGGUGCUGGUGAAAUGACGGAGUACAAACUGGUGGUGGUUGGUGCUGGAGGCGUGGGGAAGAGCGCACUCACAAUCCAGCUCAUUCAGAACCAUUUUGUGGACGAGUAUGAUCCUACUAUUGAGGACUCGUAUAGGAAGCAGGUGGUGAUAGACGGGGAGACCUGCCUCCUAGAUAUCCUGGACACUGCGGGGCAAGAGGAAUACAGCGCUAUGAGGGAUCAGUACAUGCGCACGGGAGAAGGCUUUCUCUGUGUCUUUGCUAUUAACAACACAAAGUCCUUCGAGGACGUCCAUCAUUACAGGGAACAGAUUAACAGAGUUAAAGAUUCCGAUGACGUUCCCAUGGUGUUAGUUGGUAACAAAUGCGACCUCCCAUCCCGGACUGUGGACACAAAGCAAGCGCAGGAACUGGCAAAGAGCUACGGUAUUCCUUUUAUAGAGACCUCUGCCAAAACUAGACAGGGAGUCGAAGACGCCUUCUAUACCCUAGUCCGUGAAAUCCGCAAGCACAAGGAGAAGAUCAGCAACGGGAAAAAGAAAAAGUCCUCCAAAAGGAAGUGUGUCGUUCUUUAACGUGCCAACCUGCCCCCCCCGCCAUCCUCGUGGAUCAGAGAAAACCGUGCCAUCACACACCUGAAAGCAAGAGAAAAAAAAGUGUGGACUUUUGUCGUUGCUGUGGAAACCAUUGAAUUGCCAUGAAAUUUAAAAAAAAACCAAAACAUUGACCACUUAUUUUAACACAACCGAUAAAUGCACAGGCUGUGCCCCAAUCGUGUAUAUAUUCUUCACGAACAAACUGUUUUAUCAGAAAGACAGAUGCAAUAGCCCCUUCUUUUUACCCCAAUUAACCCUCCUCCUGGUUUGUAUUUCUCCCUGGAAAAGACGUUGGUCGACCCAGAGGGGAAGAACCUGCCCAGGCCUUUCUUACAGCCCCAUUUGAAUAAAGAUUGAAACACUCACCAGUAUUUUUCUGAGCCGUAUUAGGAAGGAAUGCUCGGAAUUGCGCAAGGGAAACAAUAGUAAUGGUUGUUGUGUGAAUUUGGGGAAACCUACUAGAAAUAAACCGUGAAACUCCCUGCA